AAGUGGGAACGCAAUAUUGAGUGUAAACUCAACUUAAAAGUUAACUGAUUCUGUAAAUAAAUCUCUCAUAAACCAUUGUACCCGGACACUGGAAAACGUCUGUUGCCAUUGGAACUCGAACUUGGCGUUGACGGAGUCUUUACAUUUCGCAUAGGCUAAAUAAGUACUCGCAUAUAGCCUGCAACGUCUGUUGAAGAUAUUUUUGUGUUUGUUUGUUGUUUCCAUAUGUCGCGCAAAUCCAGCGACAAUGAUUAUACCCUUCGGAGUAUGAGCAAUCUGAUGGGCGAGAGGAGGAAGAAAGCAAGAGAUGACGGAGAACGGAGUCUCAUCAAAGCUCCGUCCAACGCGAGCAUCAACAGCCAGGGACCGGCCGCAGCCUCCACCUCCGCCGGGGACCUGGAGCGAGCGGCGCGCAAGCAGUUCCAGCAGGAUGUCACGCCCGCCUUCGUUUACGUGCUGGCGGUGUUCUCCGCGCUGGGCGGCUUUCUGUUCGGCUACGACACCGGCGUGGUUUCGGGUGCCAUGCUGCUACUUAAGAGGGAGAUGAGUCUCAGCGCGCUUUGGCAAGAGCUGUUGAUCUCCAGUACUGUGGGCGCCGCGGCGCUCUCCGCUCUGGCAGGCGGCUUUCUUAACGGGAUUUUCGGGCGCAGGGUGUGCAUUCUGCUGGCGAGCUUCAUCUUCUCCUCCGGCGGGGUGGUCCUGAGCACUGCCCCGAGUAAGGAGGUCCUUCUAGUCGGACGAAUAAUAGUUGGUCUAGGAUUAGGCAUCGCCUCCAUGACGGUCCCGGUCUACAUCGCCGAGUCAUCGCCGCCCCAGCUGCGGGGCCGGCUGGUGACCGUCAACACCCUCUUCAUCACGGGGGGCCAGCUGGUGGCCAGCGUGGUGGAUGGGGCCUUCAGCUACCUGCAGCGGGGGGGCUGGAGGUACAUGCUGGGCCUGUCGGUGGUGCCGGCCGUGCUGCAGUUCGUGGGCUUCCUGUUCCUGCCCGAGAGCCCGCGCUGGCUCAUCCAGAGGGGCCUGACCCAGAAGGCCCGGCGUGUCCUCAGCCAGAUCCGCGGCAACCAGAACAUCGACGAGGAGUACGACAGCAUCAAGAGCAGCAUCGAGGAGGAGGAGAAGGACAGCGGGGGAGGGGGGCCGGUGCUCUGGCGCAUGCUGACCUACCCUCCCGUGCGCCGGGCGCUCAUCGUGGGCUGCGGACUGCAGAUGUUCCAGCAGCUGUCCGGGAUCAACACGGUCAUGUACUACAGCGCCACCAUCCUGCAGAUGUCGGGAGUGCGGGACGAGAGGCUGGCCAUCUGGCUGUCGGCCCUCACGGCCCUCACCAACUUCCUGUUCACCCUGCUGGGGGUGUGGCUGGUGGAGCGCUCGGGGCGCAGGAAGCUGACCCUCGCCAGCAUCCUCUGCACCGCUCUGAGUCUGUCGGUCCUGGUGGGUUUCCUCCUCUCCGCCCAGCACACGCCCCCCGUCACGCUCCGCCCCUCUGACCCGGCCCCGCCCCCGACUCCGCCCAACUCCACCUGCACGCGCUACGGGUCAUGUGAGCCCUGCAUGCUGGACCCUGCCUGCGGCUUCUGUUACCGUGAGAACAGCACCGCCGUGUUCGACACUUCCUGCCAGCCGGCCAAUCAGGCGUUCACCGGGGAGGCUGCCUGGGGCAGGUGCUCCAACCGCAGCCAGAUGGCAGACGGGACGUUCUGGGCCUACAACUACUGCCCCACCUCGUACUCCUGGGUGGUGCUGCUGGGCCUGGUGCUCUACCUGGCCUCCUUCGCCCCGGGACUGGGCCCCAUGCCCUGGACGGUGAAUUCGGAGAUCUACCCCCUGUGGGCCCGGAGCACGGGGAACGCUUGCUCAGCCGGGGUGAACUGGACCUUCAACGUGCUGGUGUCCCUCUCCUUCCUCCACAUAGCACAGCUGCUGUCCUACUACGGGGCCUUCUUCCUGUACUCGGGCCUGGCACUGCUGGGGUCCGUGUUCGUGUUCGGCUGCCUCCCCGAGACCAAGAGCCGUCGUCUGGAGGAGAUGGAGGGGCUGUUCGAGGGAGGGCUCUGCACCUGCGGUGCGUCCGACUCGGACGAGGGCCGGCAGGUGGAGUACAUCCGGGUCAAGGGGUCAAACUACCACCUGUCCGACAACGACGCCUCCGACGUGGAGUAGCC
Messenger RNA from Conger conger (European conger), 2162 nucleotides. RefSeq names its product proton myo-inositol cotransporter-like. Gene Ontology annotation, biological process: transmembrane transport. Lineage: Eukaryota; Metazoa; Chordata; Actinopteri; Anguilliformes; Congridae. Gene Ontology annotation, cellular component: membrane. The record is from RefSeq and is a predicted model, not a curated record. Gene Ontology annotation, molecular function: myo-inositol:proton symporter activity.